Aptenodytes forsteri (emperor penguin) is the source of this 840-nucleotide messenger RNA. RefSeq names its product septin 12 (gene SEPTIN12). Gene Ontology annotation, biological process: cytoskeleton-dependent cytokinesis. NCBI's taxonomy places the organism in Eukaryota, Metazoa, Chordata, Aves, Sphenisciformes, Spheniscidae. Gene Ontology annotation, cellular component: septin complex; cell division site; septin ring. The annotation marks the transcript as partial. The transcript has 8 exons. Gene Ontology annotation, molecular function: GTPase activity; GTP binding; molecular adaptor activity. The record is from RefSeq and is a predicted model, not a curated record.
AUGCCCCUCACCGUGGCGUCCGGCCCGGCGGGUUGCCAGCUCUUCGGUUACGUGGGAAUCGAAGCCGUGCUCGACCAGAUGAAAAUCAAAACCAUGAAGACGGGCUUCGAGUUCAACAUCAUGGUUGUGGGGCAGAGCGGGCUGGGGAAGUCGACGAUGGUGAACACCCUCUUCAAGUCCAAAGUGAGCCGCAAAGCCUCGCAGCCCGGCCAGGAGGAACGCAUCCCCAAGACGGUGCAGCUGCAGUCCAUCACCCAUGUCAUCGAGGAGAAGGGUGUGAAGAUGAAGCUGACGGUGACGGACACGCCGGGGUUUGGGGACCAGAUCAACAACGAGAACUGCUGGGACCCCAUCAUCAAAUACAUCAACGAGCAGUACGAGAGGUACCUACGUGAGGAGAUCCUCAUCACCCGCAAGAGGAAGAUCCCGGACACCCGGGUCCAUGGAUGCGUCUACUUCGUCCCCCCCACGGGUCACUGGCUGCGCCCACUGGACCUGGAGUUCAUGCGGCGGCUCAGUAAGAUCGUGAACGUGGUGCCGGUGAUCGCCAAAGCCGACACGCUCACCCUGGAGGAACGGGCAGAGUUCAAGCAACGGAUCCAGGAGGACCUGAAGACCCACGCCAUCAGCGUGUACCCGCAAGAGGACUUCGACCAGGACCCAGAUGACAGGGCACUGAAUGACAGGAUUCGGGAGAAGAUCCCCUUUGCCGUGGUGGGGGCCGACCAGGAGCACCAGGUGAACGGCAAGCGGGUGCUGGGCCGCAAGACCAAGUGGGGCAUCAUUGAAGUGGAGAACCCGGCACACUGCGAGUUCCCCCUCCUGCGGGACCUGCUGAUC